UCACUUAUUUAAAGUCAGAAAGUUAUUUACAUUCAGAUUCUUUAUUUUAGUUCUUUUCUUUCAUACUAACAAAUCGAAUCAGUUGAUAUGACGUAAUGAGUCGCGUAGGUCACGGGAUCGGAGCGCGAGAGGUCAUGUCAUUCGGCUCUACUGGCUGACGGAUGAGCUCGCAUGUGAAUUGAACUUUGUUAUGUUGAAUUUGCCUCAGUCCCAUACCUAUCCUUCUGUGACUCUUGAAACACAGUCUCGGUUUCAAAAUGGAAACAACAAGCCCACAGGCAGAAGACUUUGAAACAAGGGCAAAACAGAUGUACAGAACCCGUGUCAGAGAUAGUUCGGUCGUGAGGCGAUCCAGCAGGGCGCGUGUUCGACGGACAGUUCAUGAUCCCAAGUCAGAUUCCGAACGAUUGAACGAAAAAGAGAGAUGCAGUCGAUGGAACACGUUAGAGAAGCAGCUUCUCUUGAGGGCACUCAAAGAGAAAACAGCCAUCUCCCAGUUCAACUACCUUGCGAUAAAAAGAAUUGUGAAGACCAAGAAGAAAGGAGAUGUGGCGAUUUUCAUCAAAAACCUCAGGAAAAGGGCUAUGAAGGCCAGAAUUGAAGAUAUGAGGAAGAAGUCCCCUAUUGAGGUUUGGAAUGAUCUGAUUAAUCACUUUGGGGAUCAGGACAAAGAAUCAUGGAGAGUCAUGAGUAAGGUGAUGGUGAUGGCGUCAGUAGAACGAACCAUUAACGCUGAGGAGAUAACCUGUGAUGACUUCAAACCAUUCCGUAUCUACCGCUACCUGGGAGCCCUUUUCAAGUCAAAGGCACUACCCCCGCUAACCCCUUUAGAAUCCCAAGUCAUUCUGGAUUGCUUUGAAAACAUGUUGGAGGUUCUCAAAGGAAGUGAGAUCAGGGAUAAAGCGGCCUUCCUACGCCCCCAGUACUCCAACCUCUACAACAAGGCCUUUACUGGAGGCACGGAGUACAGCUUGGAGGAUAGCCUGAGUGUGGUCAUCCGGGAGGCUGAGGGUGAGACAGCAGCUGGUCCGUCACAUUCUUCAAAUCAGAUUGGCCCUGAGACAACAAACUCAGGACCAAGUGGAACAGAACCAGGCACCAGUGAAUCGGAUCCAGGAACAAGUGGAACAGGCAUCCUCAAGUCAUUGCCUGGAACCAGUAGCACAGUACCCAAGUCCAGUGGUGAUGGACCAAAUGUCAUUGAUCAAAGGAAGAUAUGGCGAGGAGGAAAGGACAGAUCAACGGAAGUAAGGAUCUUGAACCCACUUGGUAUUCCGGUGGAGAUGCUAGAGUUCAAACCGCGGGAUGAUGAGAGCUACAAAAAUAAACGGUGGACUUAUGUGCUUGAGACAGAUUCUUCAGACAGUGAUGGUAGUGAUAGGGAUGAUGAUGACGGGCAGGAUGGUGGUGGUGGUGCGGACAAGAGAAAGAGUCCAGUAAAGAGGAAAAGAGGUAGGCCACGUAAGGAGGACAGGGCUGGCACAGGUGAGGGUGAUCCUCAGACCUCUGCAGGAGAUGGUGCAGGAGAUGGUGCAGGAGAGCCCAAUGGACUCCAGGAGAUGACUGAUCUACUCAACACAGAUCAGUAUGCUUUUGUGACUGAAGAAGAGUUUGCCGCAAAGGGUAAGAUCUAUCUCCAAGCUAUGACAGAGGCUCAUGCCGAGUUUGAUGGACACCUGGACCCUAACCAACUAGUUGAUUCUGAUCAAUAUGUCUUUGUGGCAAGAGACGAUUUUGCCAUCGAGGAGGAAAGUUUCAUCCAAGAUGCGGAAGAAACCGAAAGAGCAGAGGUUGAUGAAUCCCAGGAAACAAGUAAACUAGAUGAUACUGUUCAAUCUACAGCCACCAAUGACUAUGUUAGUUUAGAGUUAGAAUCUGCAAGGACAGCACCGCCCAGUGCUCUGUUGGAAAGUGAAGAGUAUGAAAUGGAUGAUCAGGAUGAAAGCAAUGACAGCAGUGAGAAAGAAGGUUCAGCAUUUGAGAUUGACCAAUCAGAGGUCCUCAGUGAUGGCAUUGGCCAAUCAGAUUCAAUGGAUGACGACAUAGACCAUUCAGAUACAGACGUUGCAAUAUCAGCUGUGUCAUUGGAAAGACACCAAGCAACAGAAGUGAUCCCAGUUCAGAACGAUGUCCUGGAGGACCACCUACAGUCAGACUUGAAUUUGGAUCAAGGGUUACCUGAAGGGGAAACACCGCCAUCAUUACCAGCCAUGAAAAACCAAUCAUCAGUGGCCAUUGAUGCGAUCAGCCAAUCAGAGUUACGAUCAAGUCGCCAGGACUCCAUGGAAGUAUUGACUGCUGUAUCUCUAGCAAGUAACCAAACUCUGGUGUCUAAUCCAAUCCAAGAAAAUGCUACUCAAGUAAUGUCCAAUCAUCCCUUAGUAUCUGCUGCGUCUUCAUCGAGGAGGAUGGAUGAUGCAGAUGUUCCCAGGAGAAGUACACCCAUUGUUCUUUCAGCUGGAUCACAGGCGCCAGGGACUCCGGUCCCGUUCCAUCUUCAUCAAAAGGAAAACCCAUCAAAUGAGAGCUUUUCAAAAGAACCACCAAGUGACUCAAGUCUGAACACUAUUCCUCUUGAAGAUGCCAUCAAUAGAGGGGUGGUAAGCAGUGACCAAUCGGAUGACCAACUCUUGACCAUUGAUGUCUCGCAGCUGGGACCGGACUCCAACAUUGUGAUUCCGUCUUACUUGCUACCUGGAGGGAUCCUCACCAUCCGAUCACCAGACGUACCCUUCAUGAGAAUCCAAAGAUCAGAUCCCUCAUCCUUGGUUCAGAUAGGAACCGAUGCUGCUAGUCCGGGCAAUGCCUUGGAUGUAAGUGGCCAAUCACAAGUUGGUGUGGCUCCUACAAGUCAAUCACUGGAUGAUGUUUCAGAGGACUGUGGUCCGGUAAGUGAUGUUGAGUCUGCUGGUGAGGAUGAAAUCUCUCAGACAGAGUAUGUCAUAGCUUCAGACCUACCUGUCAAAGAGAGCCAGAAUCUGUGUGAAGUACAUGUCAUUGCCAAUCACAUCCUCAAACCUAGCAACCAAGAAGAAGUGUCACAAAAGACUUCCCCAAAGGCCCUACAUAUUACCAAGAGAUCAGAAACUCCUCCAAAGGAACAGGACAUUUCUAAUAAAUCAGGAGUCUCCAAUCAACCAGAGGGAAUGCAAUCUGAAGGUGUUGAACCAGAAAUGGAAGAAAUGUCUUUCCUUGACUUUCUCAGCUCUCAGAAACCUGCAUGGAGUUGGAGAGAAAAGUCAACAACACCAAUAGGUCUUCCACUGAAGGAUAAUGGCUUGGGAGAUCCUGAGGUAGAAGGGCUAAAUGUGCAAAUUCAAGCAGUGUAUAAUGUAAAUAUACCUCAGGGGAUUUCUCAACAUGCUAUCCCAGGAGAACUAGUUGAAAGUCAAGCUGAUAUUGUCCAGGAGAAUGUCAGCGUUGAUUUAACCCCUAAGGAGAAAUGUAAGAGAGGACGUCCUCCAAAGAACAAGCUACCUACAAACGGAAGAUCAUCCAUGGCUUCUCACAUGCAUCAAGAUGGCAGUGCCAGUGCAAGUCCACAAGGCAGGAGAAAGAGAGGUCGGCCACGGAAGACUGAUGCAACAGUUCCAGUGGGUGUUAUAGACGUUGAGCUUGAGAGGGAGGAGACACAAAGACACACUGCAAAGGAUCUUGAUGGGCAAGGAGCUUUUGUAACUGAUGAUGGCAGUGAUCAUGUUACGGAAAGGGUUGUAGGAGAAAAGAAAAAACGUGGUCUACCCCCAAAGUGUGCUGGCAGUAAGGCCGGAAUUCAUCUGCAGGAGGAUAGGCAGGAGAGUCAAUUGGGUGAGGACAUUUGUUCAGUCGACUAUCCGGUUUCCAUGUCUAGUGUGGGAAGUGUUGGUCAAGCUCGGGAAGACAUUUUGAGGAAGGAUAAAGAAAGAUUUACAAGUAUCCUAGAACUCAUGAAUAAGCCAGGAGACAUGUUACACAUGGAAGUGCACAAUGAACAACGAAAGAGAGGGAGUUCAUUGAAAACACAAAGCGCUGGCACCUCUCAGCAGUUGCACAACCCCAAACUUUCUCCAAAGGCUCUGUUUGCAAGUCUUCCGAAUAAAGAGAAAAUCAACAAAGGGAUACCCCCAACUUUUCCAACUGAUGUCCUUCAGAGGAAAGUGCCCAAUAGCCAUUCUGGAGGUUUUGAAGGGAUUGCUAAUCAACUUGGAGUAGAUACUUCAGCCGAAAGUCCACAGAAAAGGAAAAGAGGAAGGCCUAGCAAAGGAUCCAAUGUUAACCUUGGCCAGUCAUUAGAUAGGAUAGCAGGAUUUGGAAAGUCGGGAACAGAUUCUGAGGUAGACUCUAGCACAGAGAAAAGAAAGAGAGGAAGACCUCGAAAAGUAUCAAUAUCAGAUUCAUCAGUUGACAAUUUACAAGCCAAUGUUGAACUUAGCCAGUCAUCAGAGAGGGAGGAAGAUGUUAAUCUAUCGGGAAUAGACUCUGGCACAGAAAGCAAAGAGAAAAGAAAGAGAGGAAGACCUCGAAAAGAAAAUCAACCAGGUUUCCUUGAUGACUUACAAGACAGUCCAAUCACCCACCUGAUAGAGAACAAAGAGAAGAGAAAGAGAGGGAGACCGCGCAAAGAAACACAACCGUCUUCCUUUAAUGAUUUGCAAGACGGUCCAGUUAUUUGCCAGUUAGCGGUGUCUCAGAUUGGUAACAUACAAUUUGAAACUGACGUCAUGACAGAGGGAAUGGAGAAAAGGAAAAGAGGAAGGCUCUGUAAGGAAUCCAGACCGGAGCCAUGUGAUGAUUUUCCAAAUAGAGCUAUGGCUAGUCAGUCAACAGGCAAUGAGGCACGUACUGAACAGUUUGAAUCUGAUGUUGAGCUUGAGAAAAAAAGGACAGGAAAGGCUGGAAGUCCUUUCAAAGCAUUCAGCCCAUACCAGCCUAACAUAUCCAAUUCAGGAUCAGGAAAUGGAGAUAAGCAAAAGCAAGGAAGACCGAGCAAAGGUAUAGUGCCAGGAUCCUGCAAUGAUUUGCCACCUAGAGUUGUGGUUAGUUCAUCAACAGUUGAAAGAUCAGGAAUUGACACUGCGGAAAUUAGGUUGGAAAGGUUGACAGAACUGAGCUGGGGCACUUUGAAAGAUAAAUCAAGAGCAUGCAUCUUAGAAAUGAAACAUGAAGAAAAACAGAAGAGAGGAAGGCCUCCCAAAGAAUUCAGAACAGAGUCCCUGGUCGGUUUGGAGGAUGCAGUAGUGAAACACCAGCCAGCAGAGAAUGAGAUUAUCAUUGGUCAGUUGGAAACUGUCUCUCGGGCGGAAAUGGAAGUGAAAAGAAAGAGAGGAAGGCCUCGUAAAGAAUCAAGACCAGAUUCAUGUGAUGAUUUGCCAAAUGCCAUAAUUCCUUGUCAAGCAACAGAAAAUAUUGAAGGUGUUAAACCCCUAGAAACCGAGCCAAGGACUGCAACAGAAGAGGCAGAAAGGAGAGGAAGUCCACCUUCAGGAUUCAUUCCGUAUCAGCCGAAUCAAUUAGGAAGAACUUGCAAAGAAUUUCAAGUAGACCCUCGCAGUGGUCCGCAAAGCAAGGGAGUGCAAGGCCGUUCUAGAGAGCAUGAGACAAUUGAUAUCCAUGUUGCACAUCAACAGAAACAGAAGAUAAUUAGCCCUCAGAAAGAACGAACCCCUGGCUGUAGUCACGUAGUACACUCCAAACAAGCAAAAACUCAUUCAGUAGGGAAAGACACCAGUGUUAGCCACACACAAAGUCCAGCAGAAGGAGAGGAGAAACGAAAAAGAGGUAGACCAAGAAAAGCAGGUAAACCAGAUACUAAUGCAGGAUCAGAAAAGCCAGAGAAGCGAAAGAGAGGAAGACCUUCCAAAACAGUAGACACAGGGUCCCCUGGAAUUCAUAUGGAGAGCAGUGUCCGCAAGAGCCAGUCACCAGAAAAAGAUGCAAGUAUGAAGCAUACACAAACUGAAUCAAGAAUAGAUGAUGUCGAGGAACCAGCAACAGGCAGGACAUUCAAUGAAGCAGGCAUAGGCUCUACUAAUGAAUGGCAUCAUGGAUGGGAUGUACCGCAGUCAGUCAACAGUGAUGGGAGUAUCAACAAGUCUGUAAGUGACACUGGACAGGAGAUAGAAGAAAAUGCCACCAGACCACAUGAAAGUCAUGAGUUUGGAAGUGCCCCUGAAGAGACUUCUGUGACUAGUCCUAUUCCAACGAGUGAGUUGAUCACAGAUAAAGCAGUGUCUGAAGUGAGGAAGCAAGUGUCACUUGAUAGAUAUCUCUCAUCAAAGGAAUCCGGAACACACCACCAAGCACAGGGUAAGAGCAUCCUGAAGAAACCGAAGAAGCGGAGCCCGCUGAAGGUGAACGUUGGAAAGGCACUUGCCAACAAACGCCAAAAGAGUUUAGAUCGCAAGAGACUGUCACAGAUGAGUACUGUCCUUGAUGAAGUUUCACCAUUUGAUAAACCCCUCGCCAGCAUGUUUCCUGAGAGCGACUUGCUGUUUGGGAAGCCAAAGAAGCGGGUGAGCUUUGAAGAUGCCCUAGACCUUGUGGAUACCUUUGGUGAACGUGAGGUGUUGGAGAAAAACUUGCUUAUGACGGAUAUCGUCAGCCAGACGGCCAUGAAGGAAGUCAUGAAGAUCGUGAAGGAGGUCGGGGUACAGAGAGAAUCGAUCGUUGAACCGCAACCACAGAAAAAGACCUCCAUUUUCUUCUCGAUCAAGAAAUCUUGAGGAUGUAUCCUUCGUAUGUGAGGGAUAAAGACUGUUCAGCUAUCUCAAGAUUUGUUGAUUAAACCCAUUUUAAAUCCAUGUAGUCUACAAGCUAUUGAAGGUAUUACAAAGUUUUGGUAUGGGGUCAUGAAUUUGGUUCAAAUGAACAUAUUGGAAGCAUAUGCGAUCCUACAAUAUUCAAUGGUCAUUGUCUCUGUUGAAAUCAAGCCUAAAGUGAUGAAAUUGUAAAUAAUAAACUCUUUAUGAUGUAUGGCUCCCUCUCAAGAUUUGUUUUACUUUCGUACUAGUUGACCUUACUUCUCUAUCAAGUUUACUUUUGAAGUGGUGGUAGUGGGAUUAGAAGAUUUUUUUUUUUUUUUUUAACUUAUAAAAAUCAACUAAUACAAACACACGUAAAUCUAUGAUGAAAAAUUGAGACUUUUUAAGAUUCUCAUCUCAUUUAGAAUUUUUCGACAUAUACAAGAUCAACUUGUGCAAAGUUGACUGUGCUUUUCUAUCAAAACCAGCCAAAUAAAAUCAUUGAUAACUGCAUGAAA
Molecule: messenger RNA, 7237 nt
Organism: Strongylocentrotus purpuratus (purple sea urchin)
Lineage: Eukaryota; Metazoa; Echinodermata; Echinoidea; Camarodonta; Strongylocentrotidae
Exons: 8
Coding region: 258-6701 (2147 amino acids)
Biological process (GO): snRNA transcription
Cellular component (GO): nuclear body
Molecular function (GO): DNA binding; RNA polymerase II general transcription initiation factor activity
Source: RefSeq, a predicted model, not a curated record